AUCCAGAAACCACGAACAGCUAGCAUGGAGCGAAGAGCUGAUUAUUUGGCUUUCCCAGCAAUUGUUGGGACGUAUAACAAGUACAGCAGUUCGAGAAAAAUGUGGGAUGACCGCUAUCACAAUUCCCAUUUGGAUAGAUUGGAGACAGGUUAAAAGAGCAGUGCUGGAAACUGAAUAUUUCACUAAUGAAAUUACAAUAACUGUACACUUGAAGUUAAGCAUAACAGUGCAGUCUACACCUACAAUAAGCUAUCGAAUCUUACCAAUAUAGUUUUUAUAUUAACCUUCUUUUUAUUGCACUUCACAGUAAAACCAGUUGUGGACAACAAGCCGCCAAGAACAUAUCUCCACUGUCAUGUUAACAUGAAAAAAAUUCAGAUGGAGCAGGAGCGGCAGAUGGACAUAGAGAGAGACAACAGGCUGCUGGCUUCAAGAAUUGCAAUGCCCAGAAACGUUUGGAGAACCUCAAAGCACUACCAGCCCAAACCAAGUAUGAAUGCAUAUAUUCGCAAUCGGGAGCUGGUGAGGAUCUCUCUGGAGAAUCAAGCAAUUCUCAUGAAGAUCAACAUGAGCAAGCCUGUCUAUGAUCACAAAAAGUAUCAGAAAGAUUUUGAGAUUACACAAGAAUACAUGUCCCGACUUUAAAAGUAUCCUCCA
Myxocyprinus asiaticus (Chinese sucker) is the source of this 657-nucleotide messenger RNA. RefSeq names its product sperm axonemal maintenance protein CFAP97D1-like. The record is from RefSeq and is a predicted model, not a curated record. Bases 364 to 645 code for a protein of 93 amino acids. The transcript has 4 exons. NCBI's taxonomy places the organism in Eukaryota, Metazoa, Chordata, Actinopteri, Cypriniformes, Catostomidae.